Messenger RNA from Vitis riparia (riverbank grape), 431 nucleotides. RefSeq lists its product as uncharacterized. The transcript has a single exon. The coding region runs from base 125 to 307 and encodes 60 amino acids. Lineage: Eukaryota; Viridiplantae; Streptophyta; Magnoliopsida; Vitales; Vitaceae. The record is from RefSeq and is a predicted model, not a curated record.
AGGGCGUCCAUUUAAAGCUGCGUCCAUUUAAAGCUGCAUCAAGCUCUGAACUCUUAAACCCAUUUCCGUCUCCAUCUCGCAAAGCCCUCUGUGUCGGUGGAUCAGAUCAAGAUCAAGAUCAAAAAUGGGUAUAAUCAGAAGCAGUUUCAUGUUCAUGGUGGGAACCGUCUGUGGAGUGUAUGUCGCUCAGAACUACAACGUUCCCAAUGUCAGGAAACUGGCUAAUACUGGCCUUGUCAUGGCUAAGCACAUCGAGGAGAAUUAUCGCAAGCCCAAAAAGAAUCGAGACGACGACGUUUCCGAUUAGACUUCCGUUCGGGUGUCUUCUUCAUUUUCUAGGGUUUUCUCAAUUUACGACGAUUUCUGAGGAUCUCUUGUAAUUCUCAUUGAAAGUGAUAUUGAGUAAUUGAAAAGGGUGAUUUUGUUUUUCA